Molecule: messenger RNA, 567 nt
Organism: Cyanistes caeruleus (blue tit)
Lineage: Eukaryota; Metazoa; Chordata; Aves; Passeriformes; Paridae
Source: RefSeq, a predicted model, not a curated record
AUGGAGCUGCUGUUCGGGCGCCGGAGGACGCCGGAGGAGCUGCUGAGGCAGAACCAGCGCGCCCUGGCCCGCGCCGUGCGGGAGCUGGACCGCGAGCGGCAGAAGCUGGAGGCGCAGGAGAAGAAAAUCAUCGUGGACAUCAAGAAGAUGGCCAAGCAGGGCCAGAUGNNNNCGGUGCGGGUGAUGGCCAAGGACCUGGUGCGGACGCGGCGCUACGUGCGCAAGUUCAUCGCCAUGCGAGCCAACGUGCAGGGCGUGGCGCUGCGGGUGCAGACCCUGAAAUCCAACAGCGCCAUGGCCAGCGCCAUGCGCGGGGUGACACGGGCCAUGGCCACCAUGAACCGGCAGCUGAAGCUGCCCCAGAUCCAGCGGAUCCUGCUGGAAUUCCAGAAGCAAUCCGAGCUCAUGGACAUGAAGGAGGAGCUGAUGAACGACGCCAUCGACGACGCCCUCGGGGACGAGGACGACGAGGAUGAGAGUGACGCCGUGGUGUCGCAGGUGCUGGACGAGCUGGGGCUGAACCUGACGGACGAACUGGCCAGUGAGGACUGGGGGAUGGAUUUCUGA